AGCCGCCAGGUCACUGUGCCGCCCCGGCACGGGGGCGAUCCCUGUCCGGACCUCAAGCAGCGCCGCGGCUGCCUGGGGCAGCACCCGACCUGCGGGACGGCCAAAGGUAACCGGGCUGCGUGCUCGUCCCCAUGUGCUGCCGUCCCGGGGUGUCUUUAGUCAUCUCCGUGGCCCUCACAGCUGCUCUUCUCCCAGAGGUAGCCAAGGUACUGCCCAACUCCUUCAGCCAGGACUUCAGAGAUCCCUGGCGAAGAGCUGGGCUGCCACUGCCGGAGGAGCCCUCUGGGUAUGUGUGGAGUCGGGGCCCCUCCGUAACCCCCCUCCCCAAAGCCGGGACCCCCCUGCACCCCCUGUGGUCAUGGGCUCUUUGCACCCCCAGACCCAGGGCCUUUUUUCUUCCCCCAGACAUUACUUUUCUCCCUGCACUAAACCAUGGCCCCGUUGCACCCCCAUACAAAACCAUGGCCCUCUGCAUGCCCCACAGAACCGCCAUCCUUCCCACCCUCCAAAUCAGGAUCCCUCUGCACCCCCCCAGAGCCAUUACCCUUCUCACCUCCCCGGCCGAGACCCCUCUGCCACCCCCCAAACCUAUAUCCCCUUUAUACCCCAAUCCAUCAACAAACCGCCGCAACCUCUGCCCUACCUUCCGACCACCAUUUUCCCUUUUUUCUCGUCCCAUUUUCCCCCCUCCCCAGCUCCCCCUUCCCCGGCUACUGCGGCUAUUUCCGCCUGACGCAGGUGGGAGCCCCGUGCCGCGGGCGCGCCUGGAGCCGCCGGCUGCAGCGGGACAAGCAGGUGUGUGUGGAGUGCUGGGGGAAUCUGUCCCACCGCCGCCCCCACUGCACUGGACACGGGCUGCAAGGAGCCAGGACAUUUUGGGUGGCCGCUUCUGUGGUGGGGUGCCAGGGCUCCUGGGUGCAGGAGAGCCUGCAGGAGGGGUGUGUCUGCUCCCCACCAGCUCUCAUUUUUGUGUAGGAUCCCCCCAGGAAGGUUUGCUGUUCACCCUUGGUGCCAGCUCCCUCUGUUUUCCAUUAAAUAAUUUGCUGAAGAAUGGAAAAACCCUUCUUAUAAAGACUAAAAAUAAGGGAAUUGCUGAAGUGUGGUGAUUAAUGGUAGAACAGCACGAUGAGGUUAAAUCUGGGUGAGAAGAUGAUGUGGCGGUGACACGGUGUGAUGAUGUCAUGCUCAGCCAUGAUGUACUUUCCACAAGCUGCAACUGGCAAGCAACGUGAGGACGGAGGGAGCAUCCCUCCUCUUGUCUGAGCUCACUCACUGCAGUGUCAGGUGAGCCAGGCAGGGCAGUUUUGCAGAGAUAUUUAACAGACACCCAAAGUCUGUACACAGGCAAUGGUGCCAGAACCCAGUUCCAGCCGUGGGGCCUGGCGGUCCCAUUGGAAGGACUGAGGCUGGGUGCUGCUGCCCUUCUCCAGUCCUUGCCCACCACGACAUGACCUUGCUGGUGGGGUCCCUGCCCCAGCUUUGAGUGGUGCUACCACAGCCUGUGGUGGGAGCACGUGCCAUGCCAGGGCUGGAUCUUGCUCCACUGCAGCCAGUGGCUGUUGUCUGUUUGCUGCCCCAGGACAUGUUUGGCUCCUGCAGCCUGCUCUCACACCACCCUCCUGGGCAGUGGAAUUAAAAGGCUUCAACACUG
This is a messenger RNA of Lonchura striata (white-rumped munia), 1651 nucleotides long. NCBI's taxonomy places the organism in Eukaryota, Metazoa, Chordata, Aves, Passeriformes, Estrildidae. The record is from RefSeq and is a predicted model, not a curated record.